AAAUUUAAGAAUAAAAACCUCACUAUACACGCCUUGUCCAACAAAUGUCAAAAGAGUUAUUAGCUCGCCGGUUCUCAUGUCGAAUCGUACCCAUAAUUUUUUGUUCUGAAAAUAGAUUGCUAAAUUAUGUAAAUAAUACUAUACUUUUGUUUUUAAUGCAACUAUGGCUCUUUCGAAUUUGAGCACUCGAUUGUAUAUUUUCUAGUUCAUGAUGAAUGUACAUACGUACUUGGUGGUUUAAAUCUUUGUUCCUACGGAAAUGAAACCUAGCCAACCGUGAGACCCAUUUUGUAAAAUGAAACAUAGCCACCAAAUAGUAAAAACUCCCAGUGCAUAGCUCUUUCUCCAUUGUUAAGGAAUCGGAACGUAGCUGAGCUGUAUGAUUUUCGUUUAUAGAAAAAUGCUGAGCGCUAGAACUAAACACGUCUUACACUGUACUUUGCUGGCGUUUGUCAUCAUUGUGUUUGGUGUAAUAUCGGGAGGUCUACGAUGGAGUUCCGAUAAUCAAGUGAAUCUGAAUCCUUGGGAAGUUUAUGGGCCGAUAGCAGCUUUAGUGUUGUAUUUUCUUCGUAUAGUUACAUUCCUCUCUUUGCCCCAAGUGUUGUUCAAUUUUAUCGGGUUAACAAUGUACAAUGCAUUCCCAGACAAAGUUAUUUUGAAAGGAUCUCCUUUGCUUGCGCCGUUCAUUUGUAUAAGAAUAGUGACGAGGGGUGAUUACCCUCACCUAGUCAAGACAAAUGUGAACCGUAAUAUGAACAAAUGUAGAGAAGCAGGCUUGGAGAAUUUUCAGAUCGAAGUUGUGAGUGAUAAGCCAAUUGGACUAGCAUCUCAUCGGAGAAUACGAGAGCUUGUCAUACCAGCGAGUUAUCGUACAUCUACCGGCGCAUUAUUCAAGGCACGAGCAUUACAGUAUUGUCUUGAGAAUUCGGUCAACGAAUUAGCAGAUCAUGACUGGAUUGUACAUUUGGAUGAAGAAACAUUACUGACAGAAAACUCUGUCCGUGGUAUACUCAAUUUUGUUUUGGAUGGGAAGCAUCAAUUUGGACAGGGAUUAAUCACAUAUGCUAAUGAGGACGUUGUGAACUGGAUCACCACACUUGCUGACAGCUUCAGAGUGGCAGACGACAUGGGGAAACUGAGAUUUCAAUUCUACAUGUUCCACAAACCUUUAUUUAGUAUGAAAGGUUCCUACGUUGUUACUCAGGUAGGUGCGGAGAGGCAAGUUUCAUUCGACAAUGGGUUGGAUGGAUCUGUAGCUGAAGAUUGUUUCUUUGCAAUGAAAGCCUUUACGCAAGGAUACACUUUCAAUUUUGUGGAAGGUGAAAUGUGGGAAAAAUCACCAUUUUCAUUAUGGGAUUUUGUUCAGCAAAGAAAAAGAUGGCUACAAGGUAUAUUGUUAGUUGUUCACUCUAAAGCGAUUCCCAUUAAGAACAAGAUACUUUUAGGAGUGUCUUGUUACUCAUGGGUAACAAUGCCUUUAUCUACCUCAAAUGUGAUACUGGCAAGUUUGUGUCCAAUUACAUGUCCUCUGAUUAUUGAUUUUCUCUGUGCCUUCAUAGGUGCUGUGAAUAUCUAUAUGUAUAUAUUUGGUGUUGUCAAAUCUUUUUCGUUAUACCGUUUUGGAAUUCUACGAUUUCUGCUAUGUAUAUGUGGAGCGUUAUCGACGAUACCGUUCAACAUUUUAAUCGAAAAUGUAGCUGUCAUUUGGGGUUUAUUUGGUAAAAAACAUAAGUUUUAUGUUGUAAAUAAGGAGUAUCGGCCUCCAUUGACAGUCUAAUAGAUGAUGAUCUGAAACAUUCGACAAAUAUAUCUGAUUACGUUCAAUGAAUCUCAUGAUCUUUGAUUUUAUCAACUCUUGGACAUGAAUUAUUUUUACAUGCAAAGGUUUUGACACCAUAUUCAAAUUCUCUCGUCCAAUGGUGUUUGAUUGAUAUAAGAUGAAAUGAUAUAAGAGGCUGAAUUAGUUGCAAUGUUCCCAAGACGAUGAUGAUAGUCGACAAGAACGUAAUCUAAUGAAAUUCGAAAGAAAUCUGGAUUCAUAUGCUGAUAUUAUCAUUAGAUUUAGCCGCAGGCUGAUUUAUUUUUUCUCAAAGCUUAUCAUUCAAUCAUUCGGAAUAUAUGUACUGUAGUGAAUUGUCUUGAGUAUAUUGAUUUCAUGGAAUCCACUGAUAUUCGCUCGAUAAUAUUUCAAGAAUUCACAAACCAGGAAUGAAAUUCAAAAUACCAAUUUACUUGUUUUUGUCAUACGUAUUACUAUUACUUUACUUUUAUAGUUUCUAGUUAUCAAGAAUUAUUCAUGAUUAAAAACAAAAAAUAAUCGAACAAUUGAUCUGACCUUAGUGAAUACCCAUAUGUGUAAGGUAGAAUAGUAAUAAGAAAACUUAGUUAGAAUUAUAUCAAAUACCAAAUGCUGCAUGAUGCGAUGGUGCAAUAUUUUCAUGUAAUCUAGUCAAAUGUCGUGUGAUAGGGAAACGAGUGAUCGAUAUUGCUUUCCUGUGCGCAUAUAUUUGAAGAUUGAAUACCACUAUUCAUUGUAACAUGAGAUGAGUGUUAUUUUUAGUUGGAUAUUGAUUCCGAUCUGUACACACGUGUUCGAGUCUUUGUUAUCUGGGUAAUUUGCCUGGUGUGAAUUUUUAUAACAGUAUUACACGUGACAAAGUUUUGGGAAGCAUUUAAUUAAUAGGUAAUACUAUUAGUUCAUUAGAGCUGCGAAAUGACUUCUAGUAUUAUUCUUGAACUUUUUGUGCGUGUGGAAGAAUUGGCUGCUCCGAUCUGGGACUUUUCUUAUGACUUUAUGUGGGAAGAUGGAACUAGCCCAUUGUGGGAACUUAUUCACAGUAAAAGAUACACGGAUAUGUAAUGCGACGCACAAGAAGCCUCCUCCGAAAGACUCAGCGCCGGAUAAGAAAAACAUACACCUAUUUCAUGCUUACAUACAAUUGACAUAAAUAGCUGUAUGAUUUUUCAGUAUUAGGUUACUUGACACUCAACGUUUCAGUUGUUUAUUUCAAUAAUUGGAAGCCCCGCAGCGAUUGCCAUCAGCCUGCCGCUCGCGAGAUAAUCAGCGGUGAGAUUUAUAUCUACAGAUAUGCAUGCGGCAGUGAUUUCACAGUUUACAAUGAAAAUUAUCCAUUCAAUGGAAAGUUUGGAAACGCGUUGUUACUGAGAAAAUGUUUAUUAUGAAUUUUGCAAUAGAACCCAUUGCAUGAUGCACGAUUCAUGCAUACCAUGUAUACAAUGCAAUAAAUUUCCCUCAGUAAAUUAAAUUUUCGAAAAAUGUCAAUUCUACUGGAACAUUAUAUUGUUUCGAGAUUAUCCUGGAAGAAUAAAUAUAACAUAUCAUGUGCUAAAAAAACGA
Molecule: messenger RNA, 3358 nt
Organism: Athalia rosae (coleseed sawfly)
Lineage: Eukaryota; Metazoa; Arthropoda; Insecta; Hymenoptera; Athaliidae
Gene: egh
Product: beta-1,4-mannosyltransferase egh
Exons: 3
Coding region: 380-1777 (465 amino acids)
Cellular component (GO): cytoplasm
Molecular function (GO): beta-1,4-mannosyltransferase activity
Source: RefSeq, a predicted model, not a curated record